UGGAAACUCCGACGGAGUUACCCAGAGGGCCAGAGUUACCGCCGCAUUCUCGAGCGUUCGUCUCUUCGUACGGCAGCCAGACGCCCCAGACGGUCGAGCGCAUGUCUCGUCCUCGUCGCGUCGAGAGAUACGUGUUUAAUUUCGCGCGUUUGUAAAUUGUAUCUCGCGCGUCGCUCUUGCCAAGAAAGAGAGAAGAACGAUUGCAAUAAUAAAUCACAACGCGACAACGGUGACCGCGUUGAUCGCGUGUGCCUCGCGUUCGCUGGUUCGCGGUGCUUCGCCGCUACCUUUUCCGGUAUCGUGCGAGGACAGUGCGAGGAUACAUUAGAACGUAGAUUCGUCGUAACGCGGGCGUCUCGAAGUUCCUUCGAGGACCGCGUGUGAGACGCGAGUUUUUCCCGGGAAGUGAAGUGACGCCGCGGAUUCCCGCCAUCGCCAUCGUUGACGGCGCCAUCGCGGAGCAGCUCUCCCCAUCGUGGGCUUGGGUCGUUCGCUCCGCUCCGCUCCGGUCCGGUCCGGGCUGUCCGUCGCGUAGGCGUAGUGGUGCGGGCGAGUCGGGCGUCGUCAGGCGUCGCUACGCGUUCGUCUUCUCGCGGCUCAUGUGCUCGCGAGCCGCGCCAACGGAGACGACGGAGUGCGCGCGAGACGGGAGGUGCAGGUUGACGUUAUCGUCGUCUUUGUCGUUAUUUCGAGCGCCGGUUAUUUCUCGGACGAGUAGUGCGCGCGGUCGGAAUCUAUUUUCCUUUCGCGGAGCGGAGUGACUCGAGAAGAGAGAGAGAGAGAGAGAGGGCGAGAGAAAGCGUCGUUUAUUAUGGGACAAGUCCCUUCGAGCACAAGGACUUAUUAACAAAGGAAUAAAGAGAGAAUUCACCGUAUUUCUCAAACUACAGUACAUGAAAUAAAGUGAAACAGAACAAAAUAAUGUGAAAAAUAUAUACGAUAUUAAAACUGAAUAAAAAAAAUUGAUGCGUGUAUAUGCAUAAGAACGUAUGCGUACGUACAAGAGUGCAUGUGUGCGUGUGUGUGUGUGUGUGUGUGCGCUCGCAGGCACAUAACGGAGAGAAAGAGAGGUGGUAGACAAAGCGGACGACUAAACGCGGGGAUAACUCUGAUACAGCUCGCGACUAAACGAGAUAAGAGCCCAGAAGAUAAUACGUGCGCGCGAGACAAACAGUGGAUGUGAAGUGAUAAUUCAUCGAGAGCGACACAGUGGACGAUUAACAUUAAUCCCCUUCCCCUUCCCCCUCUAGGCCACCAGACCGCCAUUAUCAUUAGCAAAACAGCGGGAGAUCCUCGGCGCCGACACUACGUUUCUCGCCGACAAGAUGAUGGGCAAACGGACGCAGUGUUAUCUGUGCGACCUGCCCAGGAUGCCUUGGGCGAUGAUAAUGGACUUCUCGGAGCCGGUUUGUCGCGGCUGCGUGAAUUACGAGGGCGCCGACCGCAUCGACCUAGUCCUCGAGUCGGCCAAGCAGCUGAAGAAAGCGCACGGUUUUCAGGAUGCUCGGCCGUCCGCCUCCAAGACGUAUCGUACUGGUACGGGACACACCGAGCACAACGGCGGUACCAAUCUCGACGUCCUGCCGAUACAGAACACGCCACAGGGUAGUCAUACGCGUCAUCACAACAUCGGCGGUUACUCGCAGUUACACCAUCGUAAUUCCAUCACCGAGUUCACCUCAGGAACAGCGGCGGCGGCCGCCGCCGCCGCCAGGCAGCAGGUCGGUCGUCAACACGGUGACGAGAGCCACGAGAUCGCCAACAGCAUAAGGAACAAUCCACCGCGCUUGUCCAACGCCCAUCUGGCCGCGGUGGCCGCGCAUCAGAUGACCCUGCAUAAUCGCAGCAUUACCCAACUCAAACGCGGCAUCUCCGCGAUCGACGAGGAUGAACACGCUGAGAAACGGUUGUCCUUGGAGGAGCAGCAUCCAGUUAGACCACCGCUGACACGCGGGGACUCUCUACCGGCGGUCAGCUUGGCCGUCAGCUACGUGGACCGGAACAAAGAGAAGCAUCCGGUGAGGGCGCCCAGCUUCGAGACGGCGACUACCUUCAAGGCCAACGGAGCGUACGUUGGGCCAUCUAUACCAUUGGCACCUGCCAAUGUCGCGGCCAAUGGUGGAGGAUCGCCUCUUCGUCCAAGAACGAGUCCUCCACCACCGCCACCACCGAGUCAGGAAGGCGCCAACGAUAAUUCACAAUCGAAUCAUCAUCAGGGCACAGCGAAUGGUCCAUCGCCAAUGGCCGCUUUAAUGUCAGUCGCUGACAAUCUAACAUCGCCUGAGCCGGUACCACAGCCGCCGAACAAUCCCAGUCCCACCAGCAGAAGUCCACCGACUACAGCCGCGAACGCUCAGCAACGUAGUGCUUCUAGAGGCUCCCAGCACAGUCCGAACAGUUCAGGUUCGUCGGGCAGACGGUCCAGUAGUUCAAGGCAGGUGUCAUCCACGACCGUGACGACAUCCUCGGAGGGCGCAGUUGCUCAACCGACUGCCGGCUCUGAACCGGUCACGGCACCGACCCUCAAGUGUACUCUGUGUCAGGAACGCCUAGAAGACACGCACUUUGUGCAGUGCCCCAGCGUGCCACAUCACAAGUUCUGCUUCCCAUGCAGUCGAGACAGCAUAAAGAGACAAGGUGCCGGCUCAGAGGUUUAUUGUCCGAGCGGCGAGAAAUGCCCGCUGGCGAACAGCCAGGUACCGUGGGCCUUCAUGCAGGGUGAGAUAGCUACCAUCCUAGGCGAGGAUAACGCGGGCACCGGGCUCAAAGUCAAGAAAGAAAGAGAAUCUUAAAGACCCUCUUUCAAUGUCGAAUCAGGGCUCAAAUUUUCUGUUCCUCUUUGUACAGAGGAGCUGUUAUAUGGUUGGAACCGUGAAGGGUUUCACCGAACGCUUUUGGUAACGGUGAUAAAGACUCGUUGGCGACACGCGGGAGAGCCAACGAAUGAUUCGAGCCAAAGACGUUGUCUGGUGCGAUACGGAUUCUCACGAAGUUGAUGCUGACAUCAAUGAUAAGGGGAAUACUAUGGGAGGGGAGGGAAAACGAAAGAAAAGGGUAAGGUUGGGGGGAGGGAAAGUGGACGAUUUGAUUUUAUUCGAAGCCGGUGGUUGAUGACGCGUUUUAGUAAUGUGAUCGGUAUCGUACGGUAUUUUAUCUUUUGUGACCGGUUUUGAGAAGAAGUCUUUGGCAACUUGCAUAUUGGCGGUCGAUUGUUCUGCUGCACACAUGUACAUAUGGAUUUCGUAGAGAUCGGUUGAAUUGACACGACGAAAAGCAGCGCAUUAUUUUUCGCGGAGCGAAAAUUUAGAGGAGCACUGCGCGACGUUGGGAUCGCGACGACAGUAAUGAUGCUGAUCAUUUGUUGCCCGGUUGGGUUUGUACUUAGGCUCGAUAUGCCUUUCUUCAUUGUCUCUUGUAUCGCGGGCAUAAUUGCCUGCGUUAUUUUACACAUACACACACAGAUACACGCACAGACAUUACACACACACACACACACACACACACAAAAGUACAUACACAAGUAUAUACUAUAUACAAUGUACAAGAAUACAUUUCACGCACACUUCGAAACGGAAACUUGACUUGGUAUUGCGAAACGCACGCGACCACAUUGUACUUUUAUUUUUUUUUUUUUCGCGCACGUCUCCAUCGGAUGAUUGGAGAUCGUGGAUUUAAUCGGGAGACACGGUUGUCUUGGCGCUAAGAGGAAGUGUUAGAGAUAGCGUGAGACCAGCCGUGCCUCUUUAUUAAUGACUAACGCGAGAGACAGGUACUGUCUCCGUGGCUAUCAUCGCCGCCCCUUUUUCUAUUCUUUCGUUUGUAUACUCUUUCUACUUAUACUCUUCACUCGUUGUAUUAUAUAAUAAUUAUAUAAACAUACGGCGGACACAUAUUCGGACCCAGCGCACGGGUUUUCUGUACAUUGUGUAUAUGUGUACAUACCUACAUUAUUAAUAAAGCGUAUAACUAAAAGAAUUUUUAAUGUUUUUUAAGUGUACAAAAAUCUAUAUUCGUUUUUGCGUUUUUGUCUUAUUAAAUUAUUAUUAUCCUCUGUCUCUCUCUCUCUCUCUCUCUCUCUCUCUCUCUCUCUCUCUCUCUCUGUCUCUGUCUCUGUCUUUCUCUAUCUUUUGUUUCUGCUUUCCUUCUUUGUUUUCGAACGAGAUAUGUCGUUAUCUCUCCGAAAGACGCCUUUUUGACGCGUAAACACACGACGUAUCCUUACUUGUUUUCGGUUUCUCGCUCGCGAUGACAUACGACGUUGCGUUUUACUCGCGCUUCUUACAAUCGCGCUCGUCCGGUCUUCGGGGAGGGGGGAGGGGGGGAAAUAACAAGAGAGAAAAAAAAGUAGAGGAAUCACGUGAAACACGUGAGCACAUCGCGCCAUCCAGUCACUCCGCGAAGCGGAUUAUGUAAUAUGAUAAUAUGUCCGACUGUACAACGUCCACUUUCGCCUUUAGUUUAUGCGCUAGACCUUAAGUCGAGGGCCUUUUGGUUUUUCAUUUUCACCGAUGAAAAAGGCACGCCCGUCAAAAUAGGAACCACAUACUCGCUAUGUCUAAACGAUAAAAAAAAAAGAAUGAAGGGGAAAAAAGG
Acromyrmex echinatior (Panamanian leafcutter ant) is the source of this 4593-nucleotide messenger RNA. It is a transcript of the gene Pits, whose product is annotated as Protein interacting with Ttk69 and Sin3A. The record is from RefSeq and is a predicted model, not a curated record. Gene Ontology annotation, molecular function: transcription corepressor activity. Gene Ontology annotation, cellular component: nucleus. Gene Ontology annotation, biological process: regulation of transcription by RNA polymerase II. Lineage: Eukaryota; Metazoa; Arthropoda; Insecta; Hymenoptera; Formicidae.